Messenger RNA from Macadamia integrifolia, 1781 nucleotides. RefSeq names its product proline-rich receptor-like protein kinase PERK1. The record is from RefSeq and is a predicted model, not a curated record. Gene Ontology annotation, molecular function: ATP binding; protein kinase activity. Gene Ontology annotation, biological process: protein phosphorylation. The coding region runs from base 212 to 1471 and encodes 419 amino acids. Lineage: Eukaryota; Viridiplantae; Streptophyta; Magnoliopsida; Proteales; Proteaceae. The transcript has 7 exons.
CUUUUUGUAUUAUAAUUUCAUGGAUGGCUCCGUGUAGCCUCAUUCUUGAUCUUAACACAUCACAUAUAGAUAAUCUUAAGAUGACAGUAGUAUUAUUCAGCAUUACUUAUGUUUUUGGAACCAAUCUCUGUUUUUCACCUCUCAUGUAGAACUGCUACUUGAGAUAGGUAAUUGCUCUGAAUUUUUCUAAUCCAUUUCUUGGUUAUGUUCAAUGUAUUCAGAUAAUGGUGUGCGGCAAAAUUCUCAACGAUUAGAAAAUCAUGUUGUCAAAAUUCCACCAGAUCCCUCUCCUGCAUCAAAACAACCUAAUUCUCCAGUUGGCAUUCCUAUGCCCCAAACACCACGUUUGCCUCAUGUGAACAAUAAUGCAGUUUUUGCAUACAAUUCCAGAUCUAAGAAUCCAAUCUCACCACAAUUAUCUUUCUCUGACUUUUCAAUGUUCACGUUCACAUAUGAAGAAUUAGCAAUGGCAACCAAUGACUUCUCAGAAACUAACUUGCUAGGAGAGGGUGGUUUUGGGUAUGUACAUAGAGGAAUCCUCCAAAAUGGAAAAGAAGUUGCUGUUAAACAGCUUAAAGAUGGAAGCUCACAGGGGGAGCGUGAAUUUCAGGCAGAGGUUGAGAUUAUAAGCCGUAUACACCACAGGCAUCUUGUUUCCUUGGUUGGGUUCUGCAUUGCUGGAGCCCAAAGAAUGCUCGUUUAUGAGUUUGUUCCAAACAAAACAUUAGAGUUUCACUUACACGGAGAGGGGAGACCUACCAUGGACUGGACUACCAGAUUAAAAAUUGCUCUGGGCUCUGCAAAGGGACUUGCAUACUUACAUGAGGACUGCAAUCCUAAGAUCAUUCAUCGUGAUAUCAAAGCAGCUAAUAUCCUUCUCGACUUUAACUUUGAGGCAAAGGUUGCAGAUUUUGGGCUUGCAAAGGUUAUUUCUGAUGCUCACACUCAUGUUUGCACCCGAGUAAUGGGAACAUUUGGGUAUAUGGCUCCAGAAUAUGCGUCAAGUGGGAAGCUCACAGAUAAAUCUGAUGUCUUUUCUUUUGGAGUCAUGUUGCUAGAAUUGAUUACAGGACGGCGGCCUGUCAUAUCUGUGAAGUCCUUCAUGGAUGAAGGCUUGGUAGAUUGGGCGAGACCUAUGCUCAUGCGAGCUUUGGAAGAUGGCAACUAUGACACUCUUGUUGAUUCAAAGUUGCAGAAGGAUUAUGAUUCUUUUGAGAUGGGAAAUAUGAUCGCCUGUGCUGCUGCUUGUGUACGCCAUUCCGCCCACCUUCGACCGCGCAUGAGUCAGGUUAUUCAUGCCUUGGAAAAAGACAUUUCUCUGGCUGGUUCAGAAGAUGGUGCGAGAUCAGAACGCAAAAUGGUCAAUGGCUCCCAUGGAAGCAUAGAGUAUGACACUCUCCAGUACAAGGAGGACAUGAAUAAAUUCAGGAAAAUAGCACGGGGCAGCAUGCAGCAUGGAGACGAUAAUUAAGGUGGAUUAACCCAGGAUCUGGUUUGCAGUCUGCACCUGAGUCAAUUAGCAAAGGCCAAUCCAACUCAUGAUUCACAUUCAAAGCCUGCUUCCAUGAACUACCCUUGUACAUUACCUUGAAUAUGAGAGUGUAAAUCAAAUAAAAAAAAAAUUGAGAGCGUAAAUCAACAUUUUGUUUAUAUUUUGUAGGAGGCAUGAGAUCAUCUAUUGAAAUUCAAUUUCAGAAUAUAUGUUUUGUAAUCUAAUCUGUUAUUCAAGCAAGUCCAACCUUAUCAGGUUUUUUUUUUAAUUAAUUCAUUAGUGUUCAACA